AGCAGCAUGUGUUGACGUCACGCUUGAAAAUAGGAGCGGUGUACUUCCGGCCGGGGGUCAGGAAAACAUGGCGGCUCSUGUCGGGAUGUCGGCACCGGCUUURGGCCCUCGUGCMGUCCCUGRUUUCUCCUCGGUGGCUCUGUCCGCCGACGCGGCCCCGUUCACUCCUCUGUCGGCGGACGGCUCGCACGUCGACUACCCUUCGGACGCUGAAAAGCAGUUCUCCCGCUGCGCCUCGAAGCUCCGAGCCCUGCGAGCAUCCUCCGGCCAACUGAGAGAGGAGCUCAACCAGAUGUUUGACCAGCUGCUGUCCGAGAACUACAGCAGAACCUUCGAGCCCAACAUCAACAUCAGACCGGAGGAUGUGUGUAUCCUGCUGCAACAUGUCAGRAGUCUUGUGCCUCUAAAUCAGGAACAUUUAGUGGUCAAAUUCUGCCAACUCAUACAUCACCUCUUAAAUCAACUAAAGGUAAUAAUGGACGAACAGACUCUGGAAGUGUUGGUGAACUAUACAGCCCGGGCUUUAAAAGAGUGCAGCACGUGGACCCACCCGGAUGUCCUCCUGGCACUCUCCACAGUAGUUUAUGGGAAUGGACCUCAUUGCCACCAGCUUGUCAGCGACUUACUGAGUGAAGGUGGAGUCCUUCUACAGUACAGCUCUCCAUCUCAGCCGAGUGUUGAGCUGCAGCGKGUCGCUCUCACCUGCAUGGCCAACAUCUGUCUCAGGGUUCCAGGUCAGCCACCUUUGGAUGAUCAGUACAGAAGUGUUUGCUUCAGAGUGUUUCUGAAGACACUGCAGUCACCUAAACCUCCCGACACUGACGACCUCUUCUACUGCAUGGUGGUCCAAGCAGCACUGAAGGGUCUUCAGUGUUGUCUCUCCGGUGGAAAGUGGAAAUUUGGAGGGGAGGAGCUUGGAUCUGCUCUGGCUGCGCUUAAGAGGCUCAUGUUCCAGGGAGCCCCAGGUUUGAGCGUGGACUGGCCCRCUGUGCUCUACCCAGCGCUCCUCUCUCAGUACGAAGGUGUCUCUGCAGAAAAACCUGCAGAAACACAAAAAUCUUCGGAAACGCCGAAAGAUGCUGACACAAGCGGAAAAGCUUCAGGCAAAAAAAAGAAGAAAUCAAAAGGAAAAGGUAAGAAGACGAAGACUGAUGACAGAGAGGAUGAUGGGAAGGAGAAAGAUAAAGAGGCGGAGCCUAUUCGUCAACGAGGAGGAGAAGAUGGAGUUAGAGAUGACAGGGAGGUGUUGCUCAAACCUUCUGUCUCACUUCUCUACCCGUUGUGGAAGCUAACCAGCUCAGACUCUGAGUUUUCUGACGCAGAAGGCAACGCACAGAGCAAAUUAAGACUUUACCAUGGCCGUGUGCGUCAGGGAGCCCUGCACUGCAUGCUGGCAGUGGUCAAAGCUGUGGAGAAGAGGACUCUGUAUGGAUACUGGUCCUCCUUCAUCCCUGACUCCCCUACAGGGGGUCCGCCCCCUUUAACUCUCCUCACAAUCAUACUGAAGGACUCUUCCCCAAAGGUACGAUUGUGUGCACUUCAGGUGUUGUCGGCCAUACUCGAUGGCUCCCGUCAGUUUCUGGCCGCYGCCGAGGACACGGCGUCCCCCCGGACGUCUUACACCCCGUUCUCCUUCACGCUGGCCACCGCCAUCAGAGAGCUGCACCGAGCGCUCAGUCUGGCUCUGCUGGCCGAGACCUCCCCUCAAACUCUCACGCAGGUCGUAAAGUGCUUGGCGUUCUUGGUGUCCAACGCUCCCUACCACCGCCUCCGCCCCGGACUCCUCAGCCAGCUCUGGAAGCAGAUUCGUUCAUACGUGCGCCACAGAGACGUGACCGUCCGUGUGUCUGUGCUCACGCUGUACGGCGCCCUGGUGACGACCCAGGCCCCCCUCCCGGAGGUGCAGCUGCUCCUCCAGCAGCCGGAGCCCGGUGGCUGCGGCGGCACGUCGGGCUCCUUCACGCCGCAGGACUCCGCUCUCAGCUGGAGGCAGAGAAAUGGCGUGGCCUCGCCCGCUCGCACGCAGUCCCCCCACAGUCCUCACACGCCGGCCGAGGGGGGAAGCUCUCCACCAUGGCUGCUGAAGCUGUGCGUGUCGCUGGUGACUCAGCCCAAGGAGGACCAAUCAGACUCUGAGGGAGCAGGAGGGGGGGCUGCAUUAGAGCCCUCUCCUGUUCGACUAGCAGCUUUACAGGUUCUGUCCCACCUCGUGCGUGGUUACUUCCCUCUGACUCAGUCCAGUCUGUGUGAGYUUGGACAGGUGAGCGCUCGCUGCCUCGGGGAGAUGGACCCCUCCUUACAACUACAUGGAGCUAAGCUACUAGAGGAGUUUGGUACGGGAAUAAUCCUGCAGUACAGAGCAGAAACCAGCGUUCCUGAAAGCUCAAGAGUCCCCAUAAACCAAGUGGUGCAGUUCUGGUCAGACGUGCUGAGCGGGCCGCUGAACGGAGCGCUGCAGAACAACCAGGACCCCGCUCUGCAGGCGAGCGCCUGUGACACGCUCGCWGCUGUGCUGCCGCAGGCCUUCAUGCAGCUCCCUGACAAAACUCAGCUGAUGUGCAUCACCGUGCUGCUGGGCCUGACCUACGUUGAGAACCACCUGGUGAAGACAUCAGCUGUUCGCGCAUUGGGGGUCUACAUCCUAUUCCCUAGUUUGAGAGAGGAUGUGAUGUUUGUGGCAGACACUGCGAACAUUAUCCUCGCUGCCCUCGAUGAUCGGUCGACGAAUGUUCGGGCCAAAGCUGUGUGGUCCCUCGCAAACCUCACCGACACACUCAUCAUUAACAUGCAGAAUGUUGGUGUGGAUUUCCAAGAAGAGCUGUCCGACAUGCUUCUGCUGAAGAUGUUGCAGGCGGCCACCCGAGCGUCCACAGACAAAGAUAAGGUGAAGUCGAACGCGGUGCGAGUGCUCGGGAAUCUGCUUCACUUCCUGCGUGACAGUCAGAUGACCCGCUCUGUGUUCCAGCGCCCUUUGGAGGACGCAGUCCGUGCUCUGGUUAGAACAGUCCUGUCUGAAGCCACCAUGAAGGUCAGGUGGAACGCUUGUUGCGCUUUGGGGAAUGCUUUCAGAAACCCCGCCCUGCCUCUCGAAGCUGCUCCGUGGUCCCAUGACGCAUUCUCCGCCCUCUGCCACGUCGUCACCUCCUGCCAGAACUUCAAGGUCCGGAUCAAAUCCGCCGCCGCCCUCGCCGUCCCGGCCCGCCGCAGCUGCUACGGCGACGUGGAGCGGUUCGCCCGCGUGUGGUGUUCGCUGGCGACGGCGCUGAAGAACAGCGAGGACACAAACGACUUCCUGGAGUAUCGCUACAGCGCCAGCCUGAGACACACGCUGGCGCGGGCCCUGCUGCACCUGCUCGGCAUCAGCGAGGCGCAGGACGUGCCCGUGCUCGGGGCGUCGCUGGCUGGGGAGGAGGGGCGGGGCAUCAGGGAGCACCUGGUUAAAUAUCUGACAGGGGACGGUGGAGGAGGAGGAGAGAAAGACGAUGAAGCUGGAGGAGAGAGAAACUCUGAGGCGGACGGUGUGAACCCCCAGCAGAGGAUCUGUGAUCUGCAGCAGACUCUGAUCAGACUUAAAGAGCUAGAGGCUGAAGGAGUGGAGGAAGGAAAGCAGGUGGUGGUUCAUUUCAUCGAGGAUCUUUUAAAGAUCUGUGAAGAGUUUUAGCUUUUUAUUUUCACGCACUUAAAAUCAGAAAAAGUGACUGAAGAUGAGCCGAUCAGUUAUUUUCUGUGUGGAACACAKUGGGCCUCAUGCAAGAACCGUUCYUARGCACAGAUUUG
Austrofundulus limnaeus is the source of this 3777-nucleotide messenger RNA. It is a transcript of the gene heatr6, whose product is annotated as HEAT repeat containing 6. The transcript is spliced from 20 exons. The record is from RefSeq and is a predicted model, not a curated record. Lineage: Eukaryota; Metazoa; Chordata; Actinopteri; Cyprinodontiformes; Rivulidae. The coding region runs from base 68 to 3661 and encodes 1197 amino acids.